UCCUUUAAUGUGAUUAGCAUUCUUUGUCUUAUUCAGUCACUUUGCGUAUCUUUCUAGCCUCUUAUGCUAAUGUAAUGACGGAAGUUUUCAACUAACUUGGACCGUCCCGUCAUCGUGCUGUAGUCAUUCAAUCAUGAUCAUGUUGCCAUUGUUGUGCCAUUGACGUCAUCAUCAUGCAUUCGUUGCCUUACUAUUGUCAUGAUUCCGUUGUCGUCGUUUCAUAGUCAUCAUGCAAUUCUUGUCACGCCAUCGUUGCCAUGCCAUCAUCAUCAUCAUACAGUCGUUUUCACGCUGUUUUCGCACUAUCUUCAUCAUUUCAGAAACGACAUUCUAUUGUUGUCAUACUGCCUUCAUCUUUCCAUCCACAUAAUUCCUUCCUUGUCAUUUCACUGUUUUACUGUCAUUUCAUUGGAAUCAUGCUGUCGUCAUUCAAUCAUCAUGAAGCCGCCGUUGUCAUGCUAUCGCCGUCAUAAUUCCAUUGUCGCCAUACCGCUUUCAGAGUUCCGUCGUAAUAUGCAUGCUGUCGUCAAGCGUGUGCUGUCAUGCUAUCGUCGUCAAUCCAGCUUCGUCAUACCGUCGUCGUCAAGCCAUCGUCAUCAGGGUCAUGGGCCACCUUGGUGAACCAUGGCAGCAAUGCAACGAGCAUGUCAGUACCGAAGAGCUUCCGACGCUUGCAGUCGCAUGUGCGAAGCACGGUACUUAUCAUUUCCCAAGAAAUCCGUGCUGCCAGCCUGUUCGUGCUUACAAGUAAAGAUGCGACUGUUGUCCACGUCGCAGCAACGCUUGUCUUCUAGCAGUACGCCUGGGUCAGUAGACACCACUUCGGCAGAGUACCAGUUCCUGGAGCGGAGUGUCUUGCCCACCAUGCAUUUUCAGAAGAGCCUUCCACGACUGCCUAUUCCAAAAUUGGAAAAAACUUGUGAGCGUUACCUGCAUGCGUUGGAGCCUCUGGUUACUUCAGAAGAACUGGAAAAGACACGAGCUCUUGUUUAUGCCUUCAAGGAUAAUGAAGGUGCAGAACUGGACCUCCUGCUGAGAAAGAAGGACAAGGCCAACAAGCACACCAGCUACAUUUCAGGUCCUUGGUUUGACAUGUACCUGACUUCUCGAAAACCUCUUCCACUCAACUUCAAUCCAUUUUUGGCAUGGAAAGAUGAUAUGCGGCCUGCAUAUAUGGAUCAGACUGUUCGUGCGUGCAACAUGGUGAUCUCUUCUCUGCGCUUCUUGCGGUCCCUACAAAACAAUCAGCUGGAGCCCAUGGUGUAUCAUCUCAAUGCCAAAAAGAGCGACACGCAGACAUACAGGCGUACCAUCAAGAUGCUGCCAGAAGCCAUGGCAUGGUACGCAAGUGCUUUGCUGUGGAAGGCUUACCCUCUCGACAUGAGCCAGUUUCGCAACCUCUUUGCAAGCACACGGAUACCACUGAUUGGACGUGACAAGAUUGAGGCGUUUUCAGACUCCAAGCACAUUCUAGUUAUUCGCAAUGGCCACUUUUAUGCCCUUCAGGUUUUAGAUGACAAAGGCAACCUCUUUGGACCUGAGCAUUACCAAGCAUGCCUGAGUCGCAUCAUGGCUGACAAUCGGCCUGCGCCCGCUGUUCCUGUGUCAGCGCUGACAGCAGCGCCUCGGGAUGACUGGGCUAGGGCACGUAAGGACCUCCUGGCUGCCCAGAAUGAGAGCACACUGCGGCAAAUAGACAGUGCCCUCUUUGUGCUGGUGCUAGACAGUGAGGCAUUCCAGGGCACAGAACAGGAGAAGAUAGCCCACCAUUUUCUUCAUGGUCCUAUCCAUAACAGGUGGUUCGACAAGUCUUUUUCACUGCUUCUCACAGCAGAAGGGCACGCAGCUAUUAACUUUGAGCACUCGUGGGGUGACGGAGUGGCUGUACUGCGCUAUUUUAAUGACAUCUACACUGACAGCACUGAGCAACCUUACGUUCAUCCUGGCCAGUCUGCAAACAUCAAUCCUGAGCCCUACGUACAGCGGCUUGACUUCAUUGUCAAUGAUGCUGUGAAGGCAGCUGUGCAGAAAGCCCAGCAAAAUUACGAGGAGCAGACUGGCAACCUCCAACUAGCUGCUAUGGUGCACUCUGGCCUCAGCAGGGACCUCAUCAAGCAGAGCAAGCUCAGUCCCGAUUCAGUCAUGCAGCUCUCUUUCCAGCUGUCCUAUUUCCUGGCACAUGGAGGCACGGCGGCGACUUAUGAAUCGUGCAGCACAUCUGCUUUCAAGCAUGGACGAACUGAAACAGUGCGACCAGCAACAAUGGCCACAAAACGUUGCGUGGAGGCACUCAGCUCGGACAAAAAGCUGAACCUUACUCGGCCACUUCUGGAGGAAUGUUCCAGAGUCCACAACCAGCUCACGAAGGAGGCUGCCAUGGGUCAAGGGUUUGACCGUCACUUGUUUGCCCUGAGGGUGUUGGCUGAAGAGAAGGGCCAGGCCUUGCCCGCUAUUUAUACAGACAGAUGCUUCGAAAAGGCAAAUCAUAUUGUCCUUUCAACAUCCACUUUACAUGGUAUGGCGUUCAGUGGUGGUGGCUUUGCACCUGUAGUACCAGAUGGCUAUGGCAUCGGCUAUGGCAUGGUGGAUGACAAGUUAGCAGCCCUGGUCAGUGCUUACAGCCCCCAUCGAGAUGCCAGGAAAUUCUCAGCAUGCAUGGUUGAGGCUUUAGAUCGUAUUUGUGUUGCCAUGAAGUGCUCUUAGGGAAUGAAAGAAGUGAUCAUGAUCUUUACAUGAAGAUCAUGAGAUUGGGUGCUGCAUUCCUCCUAGUUCAGCCUAGGUUUAAUUUCAACCAGUAACGAGGAUAAGGAGCUUGUGCUACUUGAGCACCUUCUCUAUUUCUUGCAAAACAUGGUAUUUAUAAUUAUGCGCAGAGAAAGAGGUGUACCGUAUCUUUCAGCAUGGCAGCUACGGUUUCUGUAAAUCACUUGAAAUCACAGUUGAAAUUUGAUUAUGGACCAGUGAAAGCUAUCAGAUGCUUAGUAAGAUAUAGUAACACGCUUGAGCACAGACAUACAUACAUGUAUAUAUUGAUGUUUUGUACACUUGAUAAAAGACAAUAAAAGGUAUUUUCUUGAUCA
This is a messenger RNA of Dermacentor andersoni, 3080 nucleotides long. RefSeq names its product Carnitine palmitoyltransferase 2 (gene CPT2). Gene Ontology annotation, cellular component: mitochondrion. Gene Ontology annotation, biological process: fatty acid beta-oxidation. The record is from RefSeq and is a predicted model, not a curated record. Gene Ontology annotation, molecular function: carnitine O-palmitoyltransferase activity. NCBI's taxonomy places the organism in Eukaryota, Metazoa, Arthropoda, Arachnida, Ixodida, Ixodidae.